AUGGCUGUUUUUGCUUCUUUUUGGUCGCGAGGACAAAUAUGGACAAAUCACAAGAUUCAACCUUCCAUGCAAUGUUUCCAAAGGUUCUCGUCGGACUUGCUUCUGCAGGCGCCGAUUGACUUUGUACUACGUGGGAGUGUGAGGGAAGCAGGUACAGAUCACGAUGAGCCCAUAGGGCUCCAACUUAUACCAGGCUAUGCCAUGGAUAUGUUCCGGUUGAAGAGCAAAGAUUUUGGCGCUGGCCAAACUAGAUCACGCAUCUAUUUCAUCAUGGUGCACCACAGUGUUGGAGACCAAAACACCUUGGACCACAUUGGUGCUUUGCUGCAAACUUUCGCUGCGUCCAUGCCAGCAACCUCUGUCUGGGACGCUGUGGACUACGUCAAAUGCUGCAAGCAUGAUUGGACUCCAGAGGAAGAGGACCUUGUGCUUCAGCUGCAGCGUGCGUUAGGCGAACCU
Molecule: messenger RNA, 459 nt
Organism: Durusdinium trenchii
Lineage: Eukaryota; Dinophyceae; Suessiales; Symbiodiniaceae
Source: the annotation of a GenBank genome assembly